Molecule: messenger RNA, 1575 nt
Organism: Trichomonas vaginalis G3
Lineage: Eukaryota; Parabasalia; Trichomonadida; Trichomonadidae
Product: Cullin homology domain family
Exons: 1
Coding region: 1-1575 (524 amino acids)
Biological process (GO): protein ubiquitination; ubiquitin-dependent protein catabolic process
Cellular component (GO): cullin-RING ubiquitin ligase complex
Molecular function (GO): ubiquitin protein ligase binding
Source: RefSeq, a predicted model, not a curated record
AUGGAGAAAAUUUUCCAAGAAACAAAUAAUUACAUAGACACAUUACGCAUUUCACAAGAGAAAGAAACAAAACUUCAAUGGAUUAUUGACUUUAUCAUCAAAAUCGGUCUUGAAAAAGAAUUUUUACAAUCAUUCGAAGAAAAUUCAAAGAAUUUCCUUUUCCGUAAUCCGAUUACAGACUACCAGUCAACAACCAUCAUCUCACAGGUAGACGAAAUCAUUUCAAACAACAAAUCAAUAUUUCAAUCGAUAAACUCAUCAUUUUUAGAGAAAAUCGAUAAUCUUUAUCGCUCAUUAGCCUAUAAUACGUUCAUUGUAUCCGAGUUAAGUACCAUUUUCGAUAACGCUUUUGAUUUACAAGAUAAAAAUGCUUUUAAAACAAUAACUAACUUCAUUAACAGCUCCAACAUCGAAGGACUCGUAGAUAAAUACAAGAAUCUGUGGAUCUCACGCCUUUCUACCUAUCUAAACAGCUUGUUUUCGAUGACGAAUAAUUCUUGUAUUCCGAAAUUGAUAUCUGUGUACAAUUUCAUCAAGAGUUUCAACGACGAGAUACCAUCAGGAUUGCAAGGUGACCUAUUAUUACUACUCCAGAGGUUCCUAAACGACUCAAAUACUUUUGGUAUUUAUAUGAUCGCGAGAUACAUACAUAAUAUUAUAGUUACUGAAGAAGUCACGGACCAGAAGAUGAAGGACGUCGUAUCCAUACUAAGUUUGUUCGAUGAUACCGAUCAAUUUUCCCAGUUUUACCAUCAUUUCCUUUGUAAUAGAUUAUUGAGGUACUUCACUCCACCCCCUGCAAUAGAGAAAAAUUCAGUCAUUAGCUUUUCUCCGUUUAUCGAAGAAAGCAUAAUGAAACAAAUCAACAGAAUGAUGGAUGAAAUGGAAAAUGUUGAAAUUUUCGAACAUUCUUCAGAAAUGAACAUCAAAUUCAUCGCAGUAACCUCUGGAUUAUGGAUUGUACCAUUAUCCAAGCAACUAUUCGUACCUCCUGAAGUAGAAAUCGCAAGAGAAAGUUAUAGAAAGCAUUAUAAAGAAAAAUUCCCAAAAAGAGCGUUGAAUUUCACUCCAUUAGUUGAUCAUGUAACAUUUAAGUACAAAGGAGUAUCAUGGAGUGGAUUUUAUCCUUAUUUGGCAGUUUUAAUGGCGAUCAGCGAAGAUAAGAACAUUUUUGAGAUUGGAUUAACACAGAAAUGCAUCCCAGAGGUUGUUAAUGCACUUCUCAAGCUAGGAUUGAUCCAAAGGAUGGCAGGAAAAUACAUUUUAGCAUCAAAUUUCAAACCUCAAAGGAAACUAAACAAAUUACCGCAAUUAUCCAUAUUCUUGCCACAAGUACCAAGAAAAUUGGAUCAUAAGGAGUUGUUCUCGAAGAAGAAACCAAAAUUAGAAUUUUUGAUCACAAGAACAAUGAAGAAUUACGAAGGAGUUAGCGCAGAUGAGCUUUACCAACAAAUAGCUAAUACUUCACAGUUCUCAAUCCACAGAAAAGAGUUUGACUGCUGCAUUGCCUCUCUAAUUGCAACUGAACAGAUAACAAUGGACUGCAACCAGAAAUUGCAUUAUAAUCCAUUUUAG